CCGGACGGACCACUGACCCUAGUGCCUUGAUUGCCCUCGCUUCUCCCCCCCGCCGAUCCUUUAAACAUCCAAGUCAUCCCCGCUCCCUCAUACUGAAUGCCUCCCUUCUUUUCUUACACCACCCUCCCCUAUCAACUCACGGAGAGCCCCUACCCCAUGCGCAAUUUCCCCGAGUACCUGGUGGAGCUGGACGAUGUGGAGCCGCUGCUGCAAGCUGAGGCGGACGUGUGGGAAUUGCACCGCGCACUAUAUCGAUUGGUGGUGUGGGGCAUGUUCCGGUUGGUCGUGUCGUACGAUGAUCACAACAUCAUCGAGAACCUGCAGGUGUACUACGUCAUCUUGCGACCUAAGUCGGAUAAGAAGGAGGGCACGGUGGCAUUAUACCCGUUCGGGGAGAUUGGGACGAGCCGGUCGGGACUGCUGGAGCUCAUUCAUAUCCAGUUGUUGUUUAUCGUGCAAGUGAUCGCCAACGAAGAAGAGGAUCUCCAACUCCGCCUGCGAAUAGCAUCAACUCCGCGACGAUCUUACCACACGACGGUGAUAGCGGACUAUAUCGCGCGGAAGGGGGAAAAGGUGGUGAGCAUUGUCCAUCGGAAGUUGUUGCGGCCUCCCUCAUCCUACCCCAAGCCUGUAGCCCCGAGGGCCCUCAGGAAGACGCCCAAGAAGAGACGUCGCCAGCCAUCGCCAGAAGCGCAAGGAAGCCGAGUGGGACCCGAAGAACAGGUGGACCAGGCCGGGCGGGUGUGGAAGCCAGAUCCGGUUCCAGAGAGCAAGGCGACACCGAUCGAGGGACCUCUGCUGGGGGAAGGAGCGGAAACAAGCAGAUUUCAGAUACGAGGGAACCCGCCGGAGCUGACACCUUAUCCGCUGCUCCUUCCCGACCUCAAUCUUGAUGGAGCCGGCCCAUCAGCACCAGCAGGAGGAGGAGAAGUGGGAAGAGUACCAUAUCCCGCACACGGACCCGCCAUCCUCGCAGGUCCUUUCCACUUCCGCCAGCCACCCAGGCGUGGCCCGGUCAUUGACCUUAGCAGUUCCUCCGAGCCGGACGGUCCACCCGAUGAAUGUCGCGUUCAUGGUGGAGCCUGCAACCAUCAGGCUCGAAGCGAUCGAGGGGGGCCCGCGUCCUGAUCCUUCAUGGGAGCCACAUCUGGAGCCGCCAUUUGAA
Chara braunii is the source of this 1165-nucleotide messenger RNA. The record is from the annotation of a GenBank genome assembly. Lineage: Eukaryota; Viridiplantae; Streptophyta; Charophyceae; Charales; Characeae.